Molecule: messenger RNA, 4038 nt
Organism: Lampris incognitus (smalleye Pacific opah)
Lineage: Eukaryota; Metazoa; Chordata; Actinopteri; Lampriformes; Lampridae
Gene: fndc3ba
Product: fibronectin type III domain containing 3Ba
Exons: 27
Coding region: 95-3727 (1210 amino acids)
Molecular function (GO): protein binding
Source: RefSeq, a predicted model, not a curated record
GCAAAAUCCGACCCUGGAAAAAAAGCGCAGCCACGUCUGUUUGAAGAUUAUUUUAUUGCAGCGAGGUAGGGCAGUUCAGUCAAUUUCUCCAUGAAUGUACGUCACAAUGAUGAUGACAGACCAGAUUCCGCUGGACUUGGCUCCGCCCCCCCUCCUGAACGGGGAGGUCCCACUCAUGCCGCACAUGGUUAACGGCGAUGCUGCACAGCAGGUGAUCCUGGUGCAGGUGAACCCGGGGGAGACGUUUACCAUCCGGGCGGAGGACGGCUCAUUGCAGUGCAUCCAGGGUCCUGCUGAGGUCCCCAUGAUGUCCCCCAAUGGGUCCAUCCCGCCCAUCCAUGUACCCCCAGGAUACAUUUCACAGGUGUUGGAGGACAACACGGGGGUCCGUCGGGUGGUGGUCACCCCCCAGUCUCCGGAGUGUUACCCCCCCUCCUAUUCUCCAGCUCUCUCUCCGACGCACCACCUGCCCCCUUACCUGACCCACCCCCACUUCAUCCCCAACUCCCACUCCUUCUACCCCCCAGUUAGUCCCGGGGAGCUGCCCCCCCACCAGUACUACCAGCACCACCUUCCCCCCAUGUACGGCGACCCAGAAAUCAUCCCGGUAUACGGGAUGUCAAACUACAUAGGCAGAGAGGAGACCUACAGUAAGCCGCAACCCAAGAAGAUGAAGGAACAGAGACCGCUUGAUAGACAGAACCGACUCAACUCCCCUCCCUCCACUGUGUACAAGGGCAGCUUGGGGCCAGCACACAACGGAUACAGCAACAAAUCACAUGCCCCGUCGCUUGGGUCGAUGGGGUCAGGAGGAGUGGGCAGUCCAGGAGGGAAGAAGCCUGAGAGACGACUCCGUAGCAGUCCCCGAAGCAGUGAACCAGAAACACACACACAGGAUCAUGACUCAGAGGGGAAGCGAGUUCAAGAUAUGCUCUCUACGAUCGACAAACCACAGGUGUCCAACGUGCAGGCACGGGCCGCGCGGCUGUCCUGGGCCCCUCCGGCAGGACUGGUGAAUCGCCAUAAUAAUGGAAUGCCUGUCUCCUGCUCCUACGAGGUGUCUCUGUCAGACAAGGGGCGAGACGGGAAGUACCGCCUCAUAUACAGUGGAGAUGAGUUGGAGUACAAUCUCAAAGAUCUAAGGCCAGCGACAGACUACCACGUACGGGUGACAGCGCUGUAUAACUCGGUGAGGGGCUCGAAUUCGGAGGCGGGCUCAUUCACCACACACAGCAGCGUCCCUGACAUCCCCUUCCCCCCGAAGCUGUCCCACCGCACCAAGAGCACCCUCACCCUACAGUGGAAGCCCCCGGGCGACAACGGAUCCAAAAUCACAAACUACCUGCUGGAGUGGGACGAGGGAAAGAAGAACAGUGUUUUCAGAGAAUAUUACUUUGGGAGCCAAAGACACUGUAAGCUGACACGACUGUUCCCUGCCAGUGGCUACACCUUCAGAUUGGCUGCACACAAUGAUAUAGGCACCAGCGGCUUCAGUACAGAGGUGGUGUUCUAUACCAUGGGCACGCUGCCUGCCCUGCCCCUGGCACCGCGGCUGGUUAGGGCAGGAGUAUCCUGGGUGACCCUGGAGUGGGGGCGUCCCGAGGGCAGCCCCAGCGAGGAGCAGCUCAAAUACACACUUGAGAUCCAGGAGGAUAACAGCGGAACGGACUUUCAUCCAAAUUACACUGGAGAAAACUUGACCUGUACUGUACAAGGCCUGAAGAGAAGUACACAGUAUAAAUUCAGGCUGAUUGCGUCAAACUCGGAGGGGAAGAGCAGUCCCAGUGAGGUGCUGGUGUGCACCACCAGUCCCGACAAACCAGGCCCCCCGUCUACACCCUGUGUCUCCACGGCUACGCCCUACGGAUUCACCGUCACUUGGGAUCCUCCCCAGGACAACGGGGGCUCAGAGGCUCUCACCUACCUGCUGGAGAUAUCAGAGGGAUCUUCUGAAAGUAACCAGUGGGAGGUGGCAUACAGUGGUCCGGCAACAGAAUGUGUGUGUGAACGCCUGACGCCUGGGACCUCCUAUCGCCUACGUGUGUGUAGCAUCAGCACCGGGGGACACAGCCCUUGUACUGUUAGUGUUCCAGUCCGUACGUUAAGCAUCCCUCCAGGACCUUGCCAGCCGCCAAGGAUUGUGGGUAAAGCCAAACAUAAGGAAGUGCAGUUAGAAUGGGAUUCUCCUCUCUCAGAAGGAGUGUGCGAGGAGUGUGUGUACAGUGUGGAAAUGAGUGAGGGCGACGCCGAGCCGGCAGAAGUGUACCAUGGGACGGAGCUGCAAUGCACUGUGGGAAGCCUGCUACCAGGAGCCACCUACAGCUUCCGUCUUCGUGCCGCCAACGAAGCUGGGUUUGGAGCAUACUCUGAGGCAACAGAGGUGACGACUGCAGCGGGUCCUCCCGGCCAGUGUGGGGCGCCAGUCAUCACUCUCACCAGCAACACCUGCCUAACGCUCAGCUGGGAGAGCCCUGAGGGGUCUGGCGCCGACAUCUCGGAGUACCGCCUGGAAUGGGCCCGUGAGGAGGAGCCCAUGGAGGUCAUCUACUCUGGAUCAGCCACACAGUGCGAACUGUCAGACCUGACGCCUGCCACGCUUUACUGCUGCAGGCUACAGGCAGUGAACCAGGCGGGUGCCGGGCCUUACAGUGAGCAGGUCAACUUCCAGACCCCCGCCACCAAUCCGGACCCAGUCUCCUCCCUUUCCCUGCUGGACCACACCCCAUCAGAGUCAGAUUACUCCCCCUCCACCUGCCUUUUCCUGAAGUGGGAGGAGCCCAACACCAACGGGGCAGAGAUCACCUCCUACGUCAUCACCGUGGAUGACCAGACCAUCACCGUGGAGUCGGGCACAGAUCACCUUGUCACGGGCCUGCAGCCAGACAGCGAGUACAGUGUGCAGAUCCAGGCGGUGAAUGCCAUUGGCUCGAGCCCGCUGAGCCAGCCCCUCCAGGUGAGGACACGCCCCCUCCCCCCCAGCCCGCCGCCUCUGGAAUGCCCGGCGGCCGGCCCCCAGAGUCUGAAGCUGAAGUGGGGCGAGAACGCCAGCAACACGCACACACGUGCCCUGCUCACAGACGACAUGGUGUACACACUACAGAUGGAGGACAAGAACCACAGGUUUGUGACCAUCUACCGCGGUCCCAGCCACACCUACAAGGUCCAGCGGCUGACUGAAUCCAGCAGCUACAGUUUCAGAAUACAGGCCAUCAGCGACGCAGGGGAGGGGCCCUUCUCUGACACACACACCUUCUACACCACCAAGUCUGUACCCCCCACACUCAAAGCUCCCAGAGUGCACCAGCUUGAGGGGAACACGUGCGAGAUCACAUGGGAGACCAUCCCACCGAUGAGAGGAGACCCCAUCAGCUACGUGCUUCAGGUGCUGGUUGGACGCGAGUCGGAGUACAAGCAGGUGUUCAAGGGAGAGGAAGGUGCGUUCCAGUUCCCCGGUCUCCAGAGCAACACAGACUACCGUUUCCGCGUGGGCACCUGCCGUCGUUGCCAGGACACCUGCCAGGAACUGUGCGGGCCGCUGAGCCCCUCCUCCCUGUUCACGCUGCGCCGCCAGGAGACGGUGUCAUCGGGGGAGCUGUGCGCCAUGGAGGCGGGCAAAGGGGCGGGCCUCAUCUCCAGCGACGAGCGCUUCGCGGCGCUGAUUGUGUGCGUGUUCGCAGGCUUCUCCAUCCUUAUCGCCUGCCUGCUGCAGUACUUCUUCAUGAAGUGAGGGAAUUUUCACCAUAGGAUAGAAAAGAGAAUCAAAAAAAAAAAACACAAGAGAGAAACUCGAAAAGAAAAAAAAACAACAACAAACAAAACAACGGAAAAAAAGAAAAAGAAGAAGAAGCAAAGCAACAGCAAACAUCUGCGAAAAGAACCGGAUGAAAUCAAAAAACACACACACACACAGACCAACACUUGAGAAGUACUUCUAACGCUACAUACGUUUUUGUAGUCCAAGUAUCAAUUCGGGCUUUCCUCGCCUUGUUCCUCCUGUAUCCCCCCCCCCCCCCCCCCUCUAUCUCUCGGUUUUGUCCC